Molecule: messenger RNA, 2009 nt
Organism: Labeo rohita (rohu)
Lineage: Eukaryota; Metazoa; Chordata; Actinopteri; Cypriniformes; Cyprinidae
Gene: tatdn3l
Product: putative deoxyribonuclease TATDN3
Exons: 10
Coding region: 146-952 (268 amino acids)
Molecular function (GO): hydrolase activity, acting on ester bonds
Source: RefSeq, a predicted model, not a curated record
UGACCUAAUUAAUAUUCAUGAUAUAGACAUUCGCCGUAGUGGGAUUGGUAACAGGACAAACAUUUACCGUCACAUCCGCUUCUGCUGUUUAUAUCUGCUGAUCCAUGUGGACUGUCGUUUUGAGCGAUCUGAAAAAUAUAAACCCAUGCAAGGAUAUAUCGACUGUCACUGUCAUAUAUCAGCCGAGGAUUUUGACAGCGACAUUGAUGAUGUCAUUCAGGAGUCUAAAAAGGCUGGGCUUGUUGCCCUUCUGGCAGUAGCAGAGCAUGCUGGUGAAUUUGAGAAAAUUAUCCAGCUCUCACAAAGGUUCCCUGGAUUCGUUAUGCCAUGUCUUGGAGUUCAUCCUGUCCAAGAUCCAGCACAACCCAGAGGUGCCGUACCUGAGGAUUUAGAUGCAGCAUUACCACUGAUUGACAAAUACAAAGAGCACAUUGUGGCUAUUGGUGAGGUUGGCCUGGAUUUCACACCACGUGUGGUCAACAAUGAUGCUGGGAAAGACAGUCAGAGACAGGUGCUCAUUCGACAGACUGAAAUCGCAAAACGGUUAAAUCUGCCUCUGAAUGUGCACUCAAGAUCUGCUGGAAGACCAACCAUUCAUCUUCUGAAGGAGUUGGGUGUAGAGAACGCACUUCUUCAUGCAUUUGAUGGGAAACCUUCGGUGGCGAUGGAGGGUGUAAAAGCUGGUUAUUUUUUCUCAAUACCGCCAUCCAUUGUCAGAAGUGAUCAGAAGCAGAAGCUUGUAAAGCAGGUUCCUCUGGAGAGCAUGUGUUUAGAGACGGAUGCUCCUGCGCUCGGACCUGAAAAGCAGGUGAGGAAUGUACCUAGGAAUAUCAGCAUCAGUGCUGAAUAUAUUGCCAAAAUCAAAGGAGUUCCCGUGGAGAAGGUCAUAGAGAUCACUACCCAGAAUGCCCUGCACCUCUUCCCUAAAUUAAAAACAUUUAUCAAAGCUUGACAGUAAUAGGGCUUCUGCAAAGCUGCUUUUUUUUUUUUAUAAACAAACUUGUUUUGUUUAUCCAGAAAUUGGGAUUGAGAAGAAUCUGAAAAGUGUAAAGAUAAAUGCAUGAUCUGUGAUGGUUUGAAACAAAUAUUUUGGUCAGUGUUCCUUUAAAUUUUGCCCACAGUGUUUAAUAAAUAAUAUACUGACAAAUGUCAGCUUGUGUCUGAAAAAAGUAUCUGUUCUUAGAUAAAACAUUGCUUUUUAAAUACUUAAUAAUCAUGUCAUUGUGUCAUGCUUUAUGACAAAACGUGCUUAUAGACAAGCUAAUAUUUGUUCUAAAGUUUCUAUUCAUAUGUGACCUUGGACCACAAAACCAGUCUUAAGUCGCUGGGGUUCAUUUGUAGCAAUAGCCAAAAAUACAUUGUAUGGAUCAAAAUUAUUGAUUUUUCUUUUAUGGCAAAAAUCAUUAGGAUAUUAAGUAAAGAUCAUGUUCCAUGAAGAUAUUUUGUAAAAUUCCUACUGUAAAUGUAUGAAAACUUAAUUUUUGAUUAGUCAUAUACAUUAUUAAGAACAUUAUCUGAAGAACUUUAAAGGCAAUUCUCUCAAUAUUUAGAUUUUUUUGCACCCUCAGAAUCCUGAUUUUCAUAUCUUAGCCAAAUAUUGUCCUAUCCUAACAAACCAUACAUCAAUGGAAAGCUUAUAUAUUCAGCUUUCAUAUGAUGUAUAAAUCUCAAUUUUGAAAAAAUGACCCUUAUGACUGGUUUUGUGGUCCAGGGUCACAUAUAUUCAUGCAACCUGUGUAGAUUAAUAUAAUGAGCUAAAGCUAAAAUCACAUGUCAGUCCAUUGGGUCCUGGCACUGUAAGCAAUAAGCCACAUCAUCUGAGUACAUCUCCGUCUGAAUGGUGAUAUUACUGAAUCCAUAUUCUGUCUGGAGUAGUUUUGUCAUGUCCAUCAGCACAGUCUGUGGGUUGCUUUGCUCAUCUGGAAAAUAAAUCAUUAAUUUGGGUUGAACUACAUAGUAGGCUGACCAGACUUCUUUACUAUGUAUGAUUAAUAAACAGUAACAGUACA